This is a messenger RNA of Motacilla alba alba, 8549 nucleotides long. RefSeq names its product RP1 like 1 (gene RP1L1). Gene Ontology annotation, biological process: axoneme assembly; intracellular signal transduction; photoreceptor cell development. The coding region runs from base 306 to 7151 and encodes 2281 amino acids. Gene Ontology annotation, cellular component: axoneme. The record is from RefSeq and is a predicted model, not a curated record. Lineage: Eukaryota; Metazoa; Chordata; Aves; Passeriformes; Motacillidae. The transcript has 5 exons.
CUUUGUUCUCUGCAGAAGUGGCCGAGCAUGGGAGCACCUGGCAGUGGGGAGAGCUGCAGGAAGGGGAGAGAUGUAAAGAUUUAGGAAGGGAGGUGGGGGCCCAUCUCCCUGUGCAGGCAGGGACUGAGCAGAAGCAUCCCACCCUUCACUCGCGGGGCUGAGGAGCAGCAGCCAGAGGAAUUCUCUGCUUGGUUUUUGAUCUCCACUCUCAGUGCUCGAGGAAGGCCCGGCCUGGGAUGGAUUAUUGACCUGAGCAAAGCUAUGUACCUGGAUUACCUUCACUGUGUUACCUUUAAGCAAGAGGGAUGACUCAGGUGCCUGCUGACUACCUGUCAACCACCAGCUCCUACAACUAUGAGCCACCCCUCCCCUCCGUGGCUCGGGCCAGCACCCUCACCAAGGUCCCUCCAGCCAAAAAAAUAACCUUCUUCAAGAGUGGAGACCCUCAGUUUGCAGGAGUCAAGAUGGCCAUCAACCAGCGGAGCUUCAAGAGCUUCAACGCGCUCAUGGAUGACCUCUCCCAUCGGGUCCCGCUGCCCUUCGGGGUCCGGACCAUCACCACCCCACGAGGAAUACACUGCAUCAGUGAGCUGGACCAGCUGGAGGAUGGAGGGUGCUACCUGUGCUCCGACAAGAAGUACGUGAAGCCCAUCAGCAUCACCUCUGGGGGACACAGGCCGGCCCCGCCACGGAACAGUCGCCCCUCCAGCACCAUGAGGAGAGCGGCUCAGGAGGGCAAGCUGGAAGAUUAUUCCACACCUUUCACUCACCAUGGCCCCAGAAUACCCAAGAAAAUCACUCUGAUUAAAAAUGGGGAAAGUGGAUUUCGGCGCUCCAUCAUCCUGAACCGCAGAAAUGCCCGGAGUUUCAAAACGCUCUUGGAUGAGAUCACGGAGAUCCUGCAGUUCCCGGUGAAGAAGCUCUACACUAUUGAUGGGAAGAAGAUCGACAGCAUGCAGGCCCUGCUCCACUGCCCCAACGUGCUGGUGUGCGUCGGCCGGGAGCCCUUCAAACCUGUAUCCAUGGAGAAUUUGAGGAAACACUCAGUGGAGAAGCUGCCCAACCUGCCUCCCCGCUCCAACAAUGGCAACAAUGUCAACGAGAACAAUGAAAUGAACUUUGGACUGAAAGCCAAAAAAAGCGUUAUCCAUCCACGGUCAGCAUCCAGCAACAGGUCGAUGAGAUUUUCCUUGUCAUCAGAAAAGUCAUACCCCAAUGGCCUCGCAGCCUCUCCAGACAACGGGGGACCCUUCUCCAAUGGCUGCUCUCACCCAAAAGCUGGGGACCUGGUCCAGUCCUUAGUCAACGAUGACAUCGAGAAGCGGGUCCAUGUGAACAAGGAUGGGAGCUUGUCCGUGGAGAUGAAGGUUCGCUUCCGUUUGCUCAAUGAUGAGACUUUGCAGUGGUCCACCCAGAUCAAAAAGUCCAACCUGAUGAACCGGCUGCCUUGUGAAGAGUCAGGAGUGGAGGAGGACAGUGGAGGAGAGCUCCUACAGAAAAUGAACCCAGAAGCCAGCUCGGAGGCAGAUGAUUCCUUAUAUCCCUGUGAUAUCGAUUCCUACAUGUCCAAACUUGAGGAAUCGGAAUGUGACGAGGCCCACUGUCACAGCUGUGGAAAGAAACACCAGGACUAUGACAUCUGGAAGAAUCCCAUGCACAUGUCCCAGAGGGAAGAGCCCACCGUGCGAAGCACCUGGCACACGCGGUCAUCGUGCUCCAGCACAUCUUCCCGGAGGAGAGUAGUCCACAAAAAAAUGACAUCUGUGGAUAGCAUCCACACCACAUCCAGUGAGGAAUUCUCUGAGCACAUUGUGCGAGAGUCCUCAUCCUACUCAGAGACUAUAAAGAACAGAGUGGCGUAUCGAUCCGUUAAAAAGUGUGCGUGCCGAAGUGAUUUAUCUACUGGUGCUUCCAAUGGAGAAGAACAGCAGGAAUGCACUCGGACAAGCACAGGAAACAGCCAGAGGCCUUCAUCCUUGGGCUUGAUGUCACAUUCAAGCUGUGAAAACAACCUGGAUACUCAAGACAGCCCUGAAGACCAGGAGAUCACUAAAAUAAUUUCACAAAAUGAGGAUGCAAAUUGUUUUGAAGCUUCGUCUCUGAAGUGCUUGAAGGAUGACCCAGAAGAGGUUGAAAGCAGCAGAGUUGGGAGUGUCAUGUCCAGGUCAUCCCUGCAGUCCAGGCAGAGCAAGAAGAACGUGUGUGAGGAAGUGAGCAGCGUGGGCAGGAGCAUGUCCUCCUCAAGCCUUCAGAAGGCAAAUCAGGGAGACAACAGCCAGUGCUCCACCCCUGCCAACAGUGUGCACAGCAAGUCCAGUAACCGCACCACACCAAAAGAAAAGGCUGAGCAGGGUGACACCUCUGACGACAACCCAGUGGUGUCCUCUUUCUCCAGUGAGUCCUGCCCCAAGAAAGAGGCUGAAGAGGUGGAAGCAGAGCAGGAAGAAAGUGAAGCCAAUGAAGUCAGCUCAGUGUCAGCAAAAACAAAGCCAAGCCAAUCAUUCAGGGGUGAGAGCAGUGAAGGGGAACGAUGCUCCACGCAAGGAACCCACCGUUCCAAGGCUAGUGACAGGAACAGCAAGAAAAGUGGCAGCGAUGAGAACAUUCCAUGCAGUGUCUCUUGCUCUUCCAGAGGGUCCAAAAAGAGCAAACGCAGCCACGUUCAUUUGGACGCACAGUCUGAAAUAUCUGUGUCUUCACUUGAAUCCACUCAGAAAAAAAAGAAUUCCCUACAUGCAGAUGAUGCGAGAUCAGGCAGCAGGGCAUCAAUCUACUCCAAAAGCUCAUGUGAAAUCAAGAAAAAAUCUGCUGGAGACACCAUGUCUCAUAAGUCAAGAUCUCUUCACUCAAACAUUUCAUCUACCAGUGAACCAGAGGCAACUGCAGGUCCUGCUGAGGAGGAGAGCUCAAAAAGUAUUGCCAAUGGCUACAGUGAAUGUUCAAAAAGCUCAAAGAAGAGAAGCCAUAAAGAAGAAAACAGCAAACCAUCAUCCCUCUGCUCAAGUGUUUCAAGUCCUAAUGGAAAAUCUGGAAAGGGUCAUGCCAAGAUUAGUUCUGAACACUCUUCUUCAAAACAGGGAAGCAUGAGUGGGAGUGUGUGUUCAAAAGUUGACCACCCAAGUGAGGAUGGGAUUAGGAAUGGAAAACCCACAAGUAGCUCCUCAAGAGUCUCUUCAAGGUCAGAAAUAAAAGAUAAAUGCGUGUUGACCCAGAUAUCCCAGGAAACUGAUGAUAGGUGUUCACAAUCAAACAUGUCUCUGUCUUCAAAAUCACGACAGACAAACACGAAAAAUCUUCGUGUGAAGGUGUCAAACUCCAGCCGGGCAUCGGUGUCAGAGACUAUGUCAAUGUGCAGUCUGCAAUGCCCUGCCCCACCAAAAGGGAAGCCAAAGAGAAAAAAUAUGCGUUCGACCAUGUUGAAGAAUUCCUCCAUCAGCAGCAUCGGCACCGAGUCCGUGCUGACCGCAGGAAGAGAGCAGAAAGAAAUUGUGGAUUCCUCCAAAGCAACUUCUUAUGGCUCUAAAUCCGCUGCAACCGAAGGAAAUUGUCAGAAUAAUAAAGAGAUUGAUGAUUCUUGCAACAAAAAAGCAGAGGAAGAGAUAGAAGACGCAGGUGUUCAGGAGGAAGGAGGUGAUUUAGUGCCAUCAGCCCUACCAAAUACAUCUCCAGAAGAAGUUGUGCAAGAGUGGCUCAGGAAAAUCCCUUCGGAAACAUUGCUUAUGAAAUAUGAAAUGGAGGAUGAUGGAGAAGAGGAACACGCAGAGUUGAUCACUGAGGUAUCACACUGUACAAAUGCCGAGGAAGCCCCGGAGGAGGAAAAAGCUGAGGAAAAGAAUGAGGAGGAGGAAAAAGCUGAGGAAAAGAAUGAGGAGGAGGAGGAGGAGGCUGAAAAUGAUGAAGCAAAGGAAGAAGCAAAGGAUGAAGCAAAGGAUGAAGUGGAAGAAGAGAAAGCAGAAGACACAGCCAUAAUUGAAGAGACUGAAGAAUGCAUCAACCAGGAAGAAAUCUCUGAGGUUGCACGUGAAGCUGCUGAGGCUGAGCAGGCAGAAUGCAACAAGUCAGUUACAUCCAGCCAAAAUAACAAGAGAGACCUUCCAACCUCUGUCCAAACUUCUGUCCAGAUCAUGAAGGCCUUGCUCAGUUCAAAGCACGAGACCAAAUUUGAUCGAUCAAACAGUUUGCCUGAAGUAUCCCCCACAAUGGGGAGAAAACUGAGUAACUCUGCCAACAUUUUGAUUACUUGUCUUGCCAGCCUCCAGCUCCUUGAUGAAGAGUCAGAGGAUCCAUCAGAAAACUCAAAACAUUUGAAUAAGUCAAGGUACACAGAGCUGCUGAAUAUUUUUCAGGCCCUGUGGUUUGGAUGUACCGCUGAAAGGAGCGGCCCAAGCUCAGGCCAAGAGGCAAGCAAAGUGGCAAAGCCAGUGUCUGGGUCUAAAGUCCCAAAAUCCAUGGAUCACGCCUUCACUCCCAUGUCCUCCUCUGGGGUUGAUGUUUGCAGUUGCUCUGGUGGCUCAGGAGAAGAGUGCACAGCUGGUGCCACAUUGGUGGCACAGAAAACCAUGGAAUGCAAAUCAGCUGAGCAAAUGGAAAAUGCAGAGACUGGCACAGAAGUGACUGAGGUUGAGGAGCAAAGUAAAGAGGAAGAGCAGCUAUCCCGCCCUUCCACAGCCUGCUCAGAGGCAAAAGGUGAGGAAAAGGCAGAAUCUGCUAGAGAGGAGUCUGUAACCCAGGAGGAAGAAGAGAAUAAGGAGGAUCAGGGCAGUAACUGUGAGCAUGGUCAGGAGGAAGGGAGAGAAAAUGAAAAUGAAGAAGAAAGCAAAUUAGCUGAAGCUGGAGAACAAGAAGAAGCUGAAGCUGUGAAUGAUGAAGUCCCACAAGAAAACCCUGAGGAAGAAGCUGACCAGCCAGAGACCACUGGUGAUGCCAAUGUCGGUGAUGCUGAUGUUGGGACAGAGCUGAAAGAGGAGUUGCAAGAGCAGCCCCAAGAAGAGUCACCAAAUGACACCGAGCCCAAAAUUGAUACAUCCACCAGUGUGGGCACAUCCCUUGUCCAGCAAAAUUCUGUGGAUCCAGACCCAACCUGGGUCCUGAGACUACUCAAGAAAAUCGAGAAGGAGUUCAUGGCUCAUUAUGUCAAUGCAAUGAACGAGUUUAAAGUCAGGUGGAACCUGCAGGACAACCAGCAGAUGGAUGCAAUGAUACUGGAGCUGAAGGAGGAAGUGAGUAAAAGGAUACAAAAGAGCAUAGAGAAGGAGCUGAGGAAGAUCAAAAGCAGGGCUGGAAGGAGGAUGCCGAGACCUCCAGAGGAGCCACCUACACGCGAGUCCAAACUCCAAACCGAGCAGAGGAGAUGGCGACUGCAAACUAUGCAUAAGAAGUCCCUCUUUGGGGACAAGAAUGGUGCCCAGAUGAGGCUGGAGGAGACGUCAGACUUAUCAUUCGACAUAGAUAAUGACUUUAACCUUAGUGAAGCUUUGGAGGACAGCAUUAGCAAACAAUCCAGUGAGGAGGAAUACUGUCCAUGUGACUCCUGUGUGAGGAAAAAACUGGCUUCCAGGCCUGCCAGAGCCCCUGUGGUGGCCACCAAUGCCCCAGUCAUGAAAGCCUUUGAUUUGCAGAAAAUCCUGAGGCUGAAGAAAGAUGGCAACGAGGAAGCCAUUGUUGCAGAAGCAGCCCAGGAUACGAAAACACUUCCCAAUGGUUCUGUGGAAGAAGGGGCAGAAAACGAGGAGAAGGACGAGGAAAAACCUCAAGCAGGUGAAACAGAAGCCGAAGAAGAAGGAAAAGAGCCAGAAUUAAAUGAAGAUGAUGGUGCAACGUUGAAUGGAGAUGGAGAAGAAUCUGAAGUAGCAGAGAGUCAAAACACUGAGAUGGAGGAUGAGGCCAAAACUGAAGAAACCAAAGAAGAAGAAGCAGAAGAAGGAGGGGAAGAAACAAAAGAAGGAGAAGAAGAGGAAGCAAAAGAGGAGGAGGAAGAGAAAGAGGAAGAAGAAAUGACUAAGGCUGAAGAGGAGGAGGAAGAAGCCAAAGAGGAGGAAGAUGUAAAAGAGGAGGAAGCAGAAGAGGAAGAAGAGCCAAAAGAGGAGGAAGAAACAAAAGAGGAGGAAGGGAAGGAGGAAGAGGAAGAAGGAACAAAGGAAGAUGAGGGUCAAACAAAAGAGGAGCAGGAAACGGAAGAGGAAGAAAAUCAAGAAGAGGUGGUGGAGGAAGAAGAAGCAAAAGAGGAAGAAGAGGGAGAAAAAGAGGAGGAAGAAACAAAGGAGGAGGAGGAAGAAAAAGAGAAAGAACAAGAAGAAGAAGCAGAUCAAAAUGAAGAGCAAAAAGCUGAAGAGGAGUCUGAAGGUGAAGAUGAAGGUGAAAAUGAAGCUGAAGAAACAGAGGAACCAGAGGAUGAGGAAGUUGUGGCUGAUGAUGAGGCAGAGACGUCAGAAUGCAGAGGAGAUGCUGAGGGCUGUGGAACUGACAACAAUCCUGAAGGAGAUGCUGUGGAAGGAAAUGAAGAAGCUGAGCAAGAUGAAGCUGAGGCAGAAGAAGACGCAAAACCAGAGUCAGGAGAUGAGGCAGAGGAGAAAAGCAGUGAAAGAGGUGAGAAUCCUGAUGAGAAUGUUGAGGAACCCACUGGUGAUGAUCCUGACAAUGCACAUGAAAAACAUGAAGACCAAGGCAACAACAAAGUUUCUGAAAAAGCCUCAAGGACCAAAGGCAAGAGAACUCACAAAAGGUUAGAGACUCUGAAAAAAUCCACAGCCUUUUCUUGUUACUCUUCUGUCGGAAACUUCUCACAGCAAUCCCAGAAGGGGUCUGAUGAUGAAGAGGAAAGAGUAAAUGAAAUGGAAGGAGCAGUCGAAGAGGAAGGAAUAGUUGAAGAGGAAGCAGUUGAAGAGGAAUGCAAAGGUGAUGAUAACCCCACUAGCGACCACCCAAAUGGAGAAGUUCGAAGUGAUGAGAGCUCCAAACCCUCUCAGAUGUAUCCUGACAGUGAGGAAGAAGAAGAGGACAAAGAAUCUUCAGGUUCUGAUCCUGUGGGAGAUGAGGAGCAGCCAGACGCUGAAGGUGCAGAUCCAAAGGAGGCUGAAAACACUGAGGAAGUUCAGGCUGCUAAAAAGAAAGAAAACUCUGAUGAGAUUGACCAGGAUGACCUGGACUUCUAGAACUGCUGACUAAAAACUGACUUUUUCUUUCUUUCUUCCUUUCUUUCUUUUUUAAAAGUAUAUUUUCAUUACAUAUUUCAGUAUCUCCGGUGAGUUGAGCCCUUGUAAUUGGCUUUUCUUCUGAGCUAAAUGUGGUAAACUCAAUCUUGAAUCCUGUGAGUAAUGUUGCAAUUACCUGCCCUCAUUUCUAGAGGGCUAGUAGCUCAUUAAUAUCCUGUGGUCUCAAUAGAUAAGUGGUUAUGGGAAAGGGAAGGCUGUUUUGUUUGGGAUACCUUCUAGCUCCCACCCUUUAAGCCAUGCUGUUUGCUGCUGGAGUGAUCUGUGGCUCUGCUGGGCAUUGUCUCUGUGUGACUUUGGGAUGCCUUUCACCCAUGCUGCAUGCUGCAUUCCUGGAGAGAUUGCCAAUCCACAGAAACAUGACAAAAUCAGGAUUCAUUGCCAAAGUCUGGUCAGAGCCCACAGAGAUGUAAAUUGAUGUACAUUCGUCUUCCUCCCUACCCUACCUUCCCUAUACCCUGUAUAUUUAUCUUGCCCUCACCUACCCCACCUCCUCUGUGCCCAGAAAAAAGGGUCUGAGACAUCAAAGAUUUUCCCCAUUUUGUCUUUUUUUUUCCCCUUUAGUAGAAGUUGAGCUCAUUGCUCAUUUCACUGGAAGCCUCAACAUGGAGAAAGGUCUUUCAAGUAGAUCCUCUUGCAGACCCCAUCUCUUUGUACUGUGCUCAUCACUGUAGUGGUAGAUAAAAAAGAUGAGUUCAUUCACCCUGUCAAGUUUCUGAGAAGUGGUCAAACUCAAUAUUGACCAAAAUAAGGAUAGAUCCAAUCCCUUGUGAUGUCCUUUACUAUGCCAAUGAUGGUAUUGAAGCACUUUACAACCAGCUGGGAUCCCUCAGACAAUUUUGCACAAGGCCCUGUUCUGGAGCUAACGGGAUUUGCAAUGUCUCAGUGCCCCAUCCUUGCACACAAAAUUUAAACUAAUUUUCUCUUUAACAUGGAAAAGCUUUGGGCAUUUGUGCUGCAGCAAACAGCUGGAAGAGGCUGAGGCAUUUAUUGGAGAGCUUGGACUUUACAAACCACAAUAGAACUGCAAGCUUCAUUUAGCAAAUGUUUUUUACCAGAUUGUAACUUUUUUUUUCCCCCUUCCUCUGGGGAAAUAUAAACAUUUCUGAAUAAAUGCCCAACUAAUGCCAGGAGAAGUUUGACCAUACCUCAGCUGCAUACUUGUGUAAAGCUCUUGGGACACAGUUCAUUUUAUCAAAAAUUUGCAGGGAGAAUAAAAGAGAGGGGUUGAAAACAAAAUGCCUUAAAUUGUAUGGAGAAAAAGUAUGUGUGUAGUGUUGUGUUGGGUUUGUGAAGAUGUAUGCAAACAUGCUUAAAUAAUCAGUAUUCCAAAUUAAAUAA